This is a messenger RNA of Miscanthus lutarioriparius, 975 nucleotides long. NCBI's taxonomy places the organism in Eukaryota, Viridiplantae, Streptophyta, Magnoliopsida, Poales, Poaceae. The record is from the annotation of a GenBank genome assembly.
AUGAACCCCGUUCACAGCGAGGCGGCCGCUGCUGAGAAGGCGCGGCGCAAGAAGGACAAGAGGGAGAAGAGGAAGAAGCACAAGGACGCCAAGGAGGACGACUGCGGCGCCGCGACGGCCGCGGAAGAAGCGCCGAAAGAGAAGAACCAGAAGCAGAGGAAGGAUGGAGACGAGGGGGAGGGGGAGGAGAAGAAGAAGCUGAAGCCGACGCUGGCCGGCCAGAUCGCUCGCGCCGCCACCGUCUUCCGCAUAGACGAGGUCGUCGUCUUUGACAGUACUCCCGCGACGGAGAACGGCGGCACGGGUGAUGGUGAAGAGAGCGGCGCGCGGUUCCUUGUUCGGAUUCUGGAGUAUCUGGAAACUCCACAGUACCUCCGCCGCCGCCUCUUCCCGAUGCACAAGAACCUGAAGUUUGUGGGAUUGCUUCCACCGCUCGAUGCACCACACCAUGUGCGCAAGCACGAAUGGUCUGAGUUUCGUGAAGGUGUAACAUUGGAAAGUGAUCCCUCAAAGGGGACUCUUGUUGAUGUCGGAUUAAGUAAGAAUGUUCUGGUUGAACAAACACUAGAACCAGGCAAAAGAGUAACUGUAGCCAUGGGAACAAACCGUGACCUAACAACAGCUUGCAUAAGGAAAGUUGUUCCCCCCUCCACACCUAGGGAACAGAUGGGAUCUUAUUGGGGCUACAAAGUUCGUUAUACUUCAAAUUUAAGUGGUGUUUUCAAAAAUUCCCCAUUCAAGGAAGAAUAUGACCAUAUCAUUGGCACCUCGGAGCAUGGACAAAUAGUUAAUUCUUCUGAGCUUACCUUGCCUACUUUUAGGCACCUACUCAUUGCAUUCGGUGGACUUGCUGGUUUGGAAGAAAGCAUUGAAGAAGAUACAAAUUUGAAGGGUAAACGUGCAGAUGAUGUAUUCACAUCUUAUUUGAAUACAUGCCCCAACCAAGGGAGCAGAACAAUAAGAACAGAGAAGUAG